CCGCUCCUUUAUUUCUUUUGAUUUGUCGCUACUCGAGGAUCUGAAUCAACUCGCUUAGAGGUCACGUCCCGGUGACCUUUGUUUCAUCCAAUCAAAUCUCACCUGUAUACCAGCUGCAGCGAAUUGCGGAACGCUGAAAAAUUUAGGUGCUGUUGAAAAAGUCCGAGAAUAUCGAAAGUAAACAAAUAAAGAUGGCCGCCGCCAACGUAUUGUCGUCGACACCCCAAAAAACCUAUGUACUUGGCAAUGUUUGUGUUAUUUGCGGGUUUGCGUUUAUUCAACAUUUAAAGAAUGCUGAUGGAACGAUAACAGUCACGAAAUAUCUAGAUAGGAAGUUCAAAAUGUCAAAGGAACGGAAAGAAACUAUCGAAAAGGUCGUAGGGUUUGAGGUAAAAGUUGAUGCAGAGAGUGGGGUCUGUCAGAAAUGCUAUCGUUCUGCUGAAAAGGUAAUUAGAAUGGAAAAAGAAUCCACCGAGUUACGUGAGAACUUAAAGAAGACAACAUCUACAGUGCAACAAACUCUUCUAUUAUCACUUCCCUCACCGAAACGGUCCAUUAUUUCCAAACGAAUGCUUCGCAGCCCAACUGUCUCGCAGCCAGCUAAGAAACCAGUGGAUCCCCUUUUUAAGAUUUCUUACAUUAAGCCAGUGACUAUGAAUCCAUUUUCUGACUUAACUAACUUAUCCAACUUGAGUGGUCAAGCACAUCUACCCCAAAUCGCUGCUAAACCAGUGGCCCAGUCAACACCCGAGAAUGAAAGUAAACCUGUCACUGUCAGAAGAUCACUUGGGAAAACUUUUGAAACCACAGUUCCAUUAUUGCAAGGAGAAGUUGAGGUGCAUUUCUUUUUAACUAACUCCAUAUUGACUUGCCAGAUCCGACGAGAAUGAGAUAUCUAUAUCCUAUCCAAGUGGAAAGCGGACAGCGCUGGUAAUGAAUGAUGCUCACAAGAAAAUGUGUAAAGCUAUUUUCAAGUCGGACAAUGUUG
Ostrea edulis (European flat oyster) is the source of this 988-nucleotide messenger RNA. RefSeq lists its product as uncharacterized. Lineage: Eukaryota; Metazoa; Mollusca; Bivalvia; Ostreida; Ostreidae. The transcript has 3 exons. The coding region runs from base 192 to 890 and encodes 232 amino acids. The record is from RefSeq and is a predicted model, not a curated record.